GGUUCCGGGCCACCGCGGGGUCGGCGGCGGCGGCCGGGGCGCGGCGCCCGCACGGGACCCCCUCAGCCAUGUUGCUGAAGAUCACCUUGUCUCCUGGAAGCAGAAACACAGUGAACAGAUGAAUCCCUUCAGCUAGGCAUUCCUCCAGUAGAUCUCUCUCCUCAUGGAGCACCCAGACAGGGAGGAGAUGGACUUGAAAGAGGAAAGUCCUCAGGUGUGGGCUGAAUCUGCAGCACGGGAACAGAAUGCUGCUCAGGUGCACUUUGUUCCUGAGGGCGGAGCAGUGGCCCAGAUCGUCUACAGCGACGAGCAGGAGCGUGGGCCCGCGCAGCAGGUGGUUUACACAGCUGAYGGCACCUCCUACACCUCUGUGGACACCUCGGAGCACACCCUCGUUUACAUCCACCCCGUGGAAGCUACACAGACUCUGUUUACAGAUCCGUCCCAAGUGGCUUAUGUCCAACAGGAUGCCACCACYCAGCAGGUAACGGUGCUCUUGCCUGCUGCUGCUCAGAGCAUGAAUCCCACCAACCUGUCCGUGCUCGGCAGUGUUGCUGACCCCCCCCAGCCAGUGGCUCUGGAGCAGGGGCCACAAGCAGAUAGAGCAUCACUCCCGGUGCAUAACCAGGUAUUACCUCCUAUGGAGGCUGUGGAUGGUUCUGACCCUUUAGCACCUCUGCAGAAUCAAAUGGAAAGGAUACAAACAAAAGAGGAAGAUGAUGAGGAUGAAGAUGAGGAUGAAGAUGGGGAAGACACUGACAUGGAUGAAUGGGAUCCAGAUCCACCUCGACCCUUUGAUCCCAAUGAUUUGUGGUGUGAAGAGUGUAACAACGCACAUCCCUCAGUGUGUCCAAAACAUGGACCUUUGCAUCCCAUUCCAAACCGGCCUGUGCUGACCAGGGCUAGGGCCAGCCUUCCCCUGGUGCUCUAUAUUGACAGGUUUUUGGGAGGUGUGUUCUCAAAACGGCGUAUCCCAAAGCGUACACAGUUUGGGCCUGUGGAAGGACCCCUGGUCAGACAGACUGAGCUCAAAGACUGCUAUAUCCAUUUGAAGGUUUCUCUUGAUAAGGGUGACAGAAAAGACAGAGACUUGCAAGAGGACCUGUGGUUUGAACUUUCCAGUGAGGCUCUGUGUAACUGGAUGAUGUUUGUGCGUCCAGCUCAAAACCAUCUGGAGCAGAACUUGGUGGCCUAUCAGUACGGCCACCACAUUUAUUACACCACCAUUAAAAACGUGGAGCCCAAGCAGGAACUCAAGGUGUGGUAUGCUGCCUCCUACGCCGAGUUUGUGAACCAGAAGAUCCAUGACAUAACUGAGGAGGAAAGAAAGGUGCUCAGGGAGCAGGAAAAGAACUGGCCAUGUUACGAGUGUAAUCGGCGUUUUAUGAGCUCAGAACAGCUCCAGCAGCAUCUCAACUCCCAUGACGAGAAGCUGGACUUCUUCAGCAGAACCAGAGGCCGAGGUCGCGGGCGAGGAAAGAGGAGGUUUGGACCAGGCAGACGUCCUGGGCGCCCUCCCAAAUUCAUGCGCWUGGAAGUAACCACUGAAAAUGGUGAAAAGUGUGAAGAAGGGACACAGGACUUGCUGCAUUUUUCCAGCAAGGGGCAGUUUGAUGAGGCCGGACAAGCUGCAUUGAAUGGUCUGGAGCAGCAGGAACAGACUCCAGUGCUGCCAGAGCCGCAGGUGGCACUGGAGCAGCAGGAAAACCACACACUCCAUGUGCAGCCGCAGCACGAGGGGAGCACAGUGCCCACGCAGAGCACCAUGACAGCAGAUGACAUGAGGCGAGCAAAGCGCAUCAGGAAUGCAGCUCUGCAGCACCUGUUCAUCCGGAAAUCCUUCCGCCCGUUCAAAUGCCUGCAGUGUGGGAAGGCUUUCCGGGAGAAGGACAAGCUGGAUCAGCACCUGCGCUUCCACGGGCGGGAAGGGAACUGCCCUUUGACCUGUGACAUCUGCAACAAGGGCUUCAUCAACAGCGGUGCCCUCGAGAGCCACAUGAAGUUCCACAUGGACCAGAAAACCUACUCCUGCAUCUUCUGCCCCGAGUCCUUUGACCGCUUGGAUCUUCUGAAGGAUCACGUGGCCAUCCAUGUCAAUGAUGGCUAUUUCACCUGCCCCACCUGCAAGAAACGCUUCCCAGAUUUUAUCCAGGUCAAGAAACACGUGCGCAGUUUCCAUUCUGAGAAGAUUUACCAGUGUACAGAGUGUGACAAGGCUUUCUGCCGCCCCGAUAAGCUGCGACUCCACAUGCUGCGGCACUCGGACCGCAAAGACUUUCUGUGCUCCACCUGUGGCAAGCAGUUCAAGAGGAAGGACAAGCUGCGAGAGCACAUGCAGAGGAUGCACAACCCAGAGAGGGAGGCCAAGAAGGCUGAUCGAAUCAGCCGCUCCAAAACCUUCAAGCCCCGGAUCGCAUCCACUGACUAUGAGAGCUUCAUGUUCAAGUGCCGCCUCUGCAUGAUGGGCUUCCGCCGCAGGGGCAUGUUGGUGAAUCAUUUAUCAAAGAGACAUCCAGACAUGAAAAUAGAAGAGGUGCCAGAGCUCACGUUGCCCAUCAUAAAACCCAACAGAGAUUACUUCUGUCAAUACUGCGAUAAGGUGUACAAGAGUGCCAGCAAACGCAAAGCACAUAUCCUGAAAAACCAUCCUGGUGCUGAGCUACCUCCAAGCAUCCGGAAACUGCGUCCUGCRGGCCCAGGAGAGCCAGAUCCCAUGCUGAGCACCCACACCCAGCUGACAGGCACCAUUGCCACCCCUCCAGUCUGCUGCCCUCACUGCUCCAAGCAAUACAGCAGUAAGACAAAGAUGGUGCAGCACAUCCGCAAGAAGCACCCAGAGUUUGCUCAGCUUCCAAACACCAUCCAUGCGCCACUGACAACGGCUGUCAUAAGUUCCACACCAGCUGUUCUCACCACUGACAGCACAACCGGAGAAACUGUUGUGACAACAGAUUUACUGACCCAAGCAAUGACGGAGAUAUCCCAAACCCUCACCACAGACUACCGGACUCCCCAGGGAGAUUACCAGCGCAUCCAGUACAUCCCUGUGUCUCAAUCCACAACUGGCUUGCAGCAGCCUCAGCACAUACAGCUGCAGGUUGUUCAAGUGGCCCAGGCUACCUCACCUCAUCAGUCCCAGCACUCUACAGUGGAUGUUGGGCAGCUCCAUGACCCCCAGACAUACACCCAGCAUGCCAUCCAGGUGCAGCACAUCCAGGUCACAGAGCCAUCACCAGCAACUCAGUCAUCAUCACAGGUUGGGGGUCAGCCUUUGAGUCCCUCCUCACAACAACCUCAGCAGGAACUCAGCCCCUCACAGAUGCAAACAACUACAUCAACACCAACCCAAGCCCUCCAGCAGCAGCAAGGCUCCUCAGUUCAGCACACGUAUCUCCCCAGCAACUGGAACUCAUUUCGGAGCUAUUCAUCAGAGAUUCAAAUGAUGACCAUCCCCCAAGGGCAGUAUGUGAUCACAGAGACUGCUGUGGGUACCCCAGUCACCACUGUCAACACAGGACAAGUGAAAGCAGUUACUCAGACUCACUACGUGAUAUCGGAAGGUCAGCCUGAUCUGGAYGGCAAACAAAACUCUUCACUUUCCAGCGAGGUUCAGGUGGGCGUUUCUCAGCCYGCAGCCCACACAGAUCCCUUGGAAUCCCAAGCGAGCAGCCAGCAGCAAACCACCCAGUAUAUCAUCACAACCACCACCAAUGGGAGUGGCGGCAGUGAAGUGCACAUCUCCAAACCCAGGACCUUCUCAGCAGAGCAUGAGUGAAGGAGCCUCGUGGUGCCAUUUGCUUGUCCUUGUCACCUCCCCAACAGCCCAGAUGUGGGGGUACCUUGGGGCUCUAUAUGUUUUAAUGUAUAUGCUCACUUACCUUCCACUAAAAUCUUGGCACUCUUGGUAAUGCUUUAAGAGGGUUUAAGUCCCCAGUGACCAUGAAGUACCCUCAAAAUCCUUCUGGGAUGCUUUUUAUGCAGCUUUUAACAAAAAGGACAAGAGAAGUGAGAUGUCUGCUUGCCCUGGACUUUAUUUUUGGCAUGUCUGCUGACCCUUAUUUUUCCUUCUUUGAAGUGUCUCCAGCAAAMAAUUUUAUUUCAACUGCAUGGGAAAAAGACUGCCUAACUGAAGGCUUCCUGGCAGAUUGUUAUAUGUAUMUUUUUAACAGGAGCCAUUAAACAGGAGAACAUCAUGUAAAUUGCCAGAAUAUGGCAGAACUGCUUCCUGUGGCUUCUAGCAGCCAAGGUGAAAGGGAAUGUCCCUGCUCCAUGUGAGCGAUUGCCGGAGAAAGGAGCAGCAGCAAAGCAGUGGCUCCUGGUGUCCCUGUGUGGGGAUGGAUUGAACAAUGAAGCUGUGAAGAUGUGCUGAAGCAGUCCUUUAAAUUAUUAUUUUUCCAGCCCUCCAGAACUGUUUACAUGUUGUCUGCCCUGGCCCUUUACCCAGCAGUUCCAGAAACCAGGAAAAGCGCAGUCUUAAACCCAUGUUGUUUAGAACAAACUGAUUGAAAUCCUAGGAGCACCUAAGGGUAGUACCAAGCCACUGUUACCUGUUACCUCUUUUCCCUCCAGUGUUUGCAGGGAAAAUUGAUUUUUUACCUGUGAACAAGAAAAAAAAAAAGAAGAAAGGCUCAGCUAAAGCUGUACAGCAGCUUCUGCUGUAAUCUAACAUAGUAGUGCCAGAAGAAAAUGAGGAUACAGAGCACUCCUCUGAAGGGACAGGGCUCUGUGGCCACCUCAAAGUAAACAUAUUUCUCCUCUUCAAGGCCGGAUGGAGAGUUGGUUAUUUUAGUUUUUUUCCAAAUAACCUUGUUAACAAUGCACUGUAAUUCCUUUGGACAGUUCCAUAAAACAACCAGGCCCGGACUCAGGAAACACAGAAGAAACAUGCUAGUGGACCACUAUUUAUGGGACAUGGAGACCCAUCCAUGAGGGUUGCCUGAUGUGGACCUGGUCAACAUACAGAAUUCAUGUCACAUUUAGGGACCAGGAGAAAGGGAAAGAGAAGGUUUAUCUUUUAAUGCCAUGUAAUAUGUUUUUCCUUACAAAGUUCUCCUUCACAUGUCGCCUUGGUUGUUUAAGGCAUUCUGGUGGUUGCAAGAAUAUGACUAGAACUCCAUUGACUUCUGGUGGGAUAUAGCAUGUAUAUCUGAACUUCCAUUCACUGUGGAAAACUCAUCCCGGGACAUCUGUACAUAACAGGAUACAUUUAUUUAUAAAACAAAAACAAGGAAGGGUGUUGUGUCUUAGAGGCCCUUGAGACAGAAGAGCUUGAGAGGUUUUUUUUAUUUGUUUAUUUGCACUGAGUGUGGUUGUGGGAUUCUUCCAUAGGUAUUCCCAUGGAUUCAGGUGCAGACUACCCAUGUGAAUAAGCACUACAGGUUGCAGUAUCAGGUUUUAUGGAGUUAAAGCUCUUUGACAUGAAAGAACCCCACACUCAGGCCACACAAGAGCAAAUCUGGUUCCUUGUGGGCAAAGCCUUGUAGCAGGUAUUGCAUUGGUACCUAACRUAUCUAUUAAUGUGGUGUGGAAACAGUAUUGAGAAAAAUCAGUUGGCAAAUAGUGGCCAGCUCAGAACUGUUCUGAGGUAGSUUUGAAGUGACUUGCCAAAAUGUGGAUUACUUUGUUCCUGGGAUUUCUCUUCUCUUGCUGUAUGACUGUACUGGGGUAUUACUGAACCAGUUAAAAUUAACAUGGACCACAGCUCCCAUUUGGUCAAGGGCAGUGAUGAGUGAUUUUAAAUUCUGUGGAUUUUGACAAGCAACCACAAAGCCCAGUAAGUAACUUGAAUUCCUGUUGCUGAGGACUUUGGAAUUAUGAUGUUGGGCCUUGCAAUGUUAUUGGUGCAGAAAGAGAGUAGGGGGAAUUUUUGUCUUGGCUUUCUUCAGGCUACUGCUGAUCUAAUAACAAGCCAGAAAUGCAACAAGUAGUAGGAAAAUAGCAGACUUGGAAAUGGGAGACUGGGAAUACUGGGUACUGGGGUACUGCCCUGCAGGAGCAAUUUCAACAGUCUUAAAAUUUGACUAUAGAUUAACAUUAAAUAUGUUCCCAUUAAUGAUGUUGUAGACAUGGGGUUCAAAAAUUAUUUUGCUUUAUUCACCUUUGUUGGAACAGUUCCUGAAUGAGAACAGUGGUACCAGUUACUUAYAACUGAAAACUAUUUAAAACAGAAAACCAUUUUAAAAGAGCCUCUUUUAACUCAAAUCUUCCUCAUCAAAGUUUCUYUGCCCCACAGCAGCAGCAUGCUGGGCUGUCGGCCUGACUCCAARUGAAGUAAUUCCUAGUGUCCCAAGYUGAAUGAAUGCCCUUCUGUGAAAGUAUCCCUGGGAAUGGAAGUACCACAGAUUUUCCUUCUGAAAUAAGGAACUGCAGUGAUUGCACAGAUGGCAAAGAUUGCAUGGAUAUUUUUUCCCCAUUUCUGCAGUGCAGAAGGUAUAAGAUGUAUUAUUAUUAUUAUUUUUAAACCAGAGCAACCCAAAGAUCUCUCUAAGUUGUGUCCCACAGAAGUGUAAAUCCACAGUCCUCUGAGUUGUCUGCAAUGUCCGUGUUUUGUUUGGAGAUGCUGUCCCUUGGGAGGCAUUUUGGGUCAGAUUCUGCAUUUUCCUGGAGGAAAAAGAAAACAACCCCAGCCCACGUAGGCUGAUCUUGCACCUCUUGGACUGCUCGGGCCUAUUUAACUGUGUAUGUUUAUUGUACAUUUGGUGACUGUUGUGUUCAGAGUCUCGUGCAACCUGGCAGGUGUAAAAAAAAGAAAAACACAAAACCUGAAAAUAAUAAAUCUUUUUCUUGUUUUUUUUUU
Messenger RNA from Malurus melanocephalus (red-backed fairy wren), 6796 nucleotides. RefSeq names its product PR/SET domain 10 (gene PRDM10). The record is from RefSeq and is a predicted model, not a curated record. Lineage: Eukaryota; Metazoa; Chordata; Aves; Passeriformes; Maluridae. Gene Ontology annotation, molecular function: protein binding. The transcript is spliced from 23 exons. Gene Ontology annotation, cellular component: nucleus. Bases 164 to 3775 code for a protein of 1203 amino acids.